Messenger RNA from Eruca vesicaria subsp. sativa (arugula), 1107 nucleotides. Lineage: Eukaryota; Viridiplantae; Streptophyta; Magnoliopsida; Brassicales; Brassicaceae. The record is from the annotation of a GenBank genome assembly.
AUGAUAUGCGAAGAGGCAUAUCAGUAUCAACCACUCCAUGAGCAAAACGAUCACAUGAUGACAAUGAUGAUGAUGGACUUGAGCCAAUCACCACUCUCAUCAUCACCAAAGUCACCAUCAAACAACAUUGACUCCAAUGAGGAAGAGAGACUAGAAGAUGUGAAUUUGAGUGGCAUGUCACUACAAUCUCUCCCAAAUCCUUCCCUCAAUUUGGGUAUUAUUUGCAAGCUUGAUCUCUCCAAUAACCAUAUCAAGAAAAUACCAGAAUCUCUAACGGCAAGACUACUAAACUUGAUAUCAUUAGAUAUUCACUCAAACCAGAUCAAAACUCUUCCAAACUCCAUUGGUUGUCUCUCUAAACUCAAGAUCCUUAAUGUCUCCGGCAACUUUCUCGUUUACCUCCCCAAUACUAUUCAAAAUUGCAGGUCACUUGAAGAACUAAACGCAAACUUCAACGAGCUAAUAAGAUUACCAGACUCCAUAGGCUUAGAACUAACCAACCUAAAGAAGCUCUGUAUCAACUCAAACAAGCUCACAACCCUACCAACCACCAUCACCUACCUAACCUCCCUCCGCGUCCUCGACGCUCGUCUCAACUGCCUCAUGAUCCUCCCUGACGACCUCGAGAAUCUCAUCAACCUAGAGAUACUCAACGUCAGCCAAAACUUCCAGUACCUCACCACACUCCCAUCUUCCAUAGGCCUCCUCAUGAACCUCCUCGAGCUAGACAUCAGCUACAACAACAUCACAGUCUUGCCUGACUCCAUUGGCUGCAUGAGGCGGCUAAAGAAGCUGAGCGCUGAAGGAAACCCGAUCGUGUCGCCACCUAUAGAGGUUGUGGAGCAGAGCUUGCAGGCGGUGAGAGUGUAUCUGAGCCAGAAGAUGAAUGGUAUGGUGGUGAACACCUCGCCUAAGAAGAAGUCGUGGGGGUUUCUUAAACUGGUUAAGUAUGGGACGUUUAAUGGAAGAUCAAGGGCUUGGAGUAGGGAAGAGAGGGAAGGGCUUAUAAUGCCUGAGUAUCGUCCUAUUGAUCUCUUGGCUUCGAGUAGGUUCCCUGGUGUCUCACCUCGAAGUAUCUUUUCUCCAAGAACCUAUUUCAGCAGGUAA